AUACUAGCUGGUCAGUUUAGAAACGUUUGUUGCGUAAAAUGACUCGUAUUCGUUUCGUUAUGUGUGCGCUGAUUUAUUGUAUUUCCAAUACUAAUGGACGUUCUGAUAAAUACGAGGCUAUUUUAGAAAACAUGAAUAACUGCCUUAAUCCGAACCCGCCGUAUAAUAAGAAGCCCAUCAUUGUGGCGACAUUCAACAUUCGAAAACAAAAAAACAAAGUAAUCCUCAGUGGACGCUACAUGGUCUUGGAAGAAGUGCCUUUUCUGAACUUCAGCCUUACCAGUUAUAACGUCGGCAACUUCGGGAAAGAAGAUGUGGAAUUAGUGAUAGAGAACGUCUCAUGUCAGAGCUGGAUGGGCAAGACUUUCCUGACCAUGGGUAAUUUUCGUUACUACAAGAAAGAUUGCCGAGUACGCCGGGGCACCUACGAUGUUAAUAAUAUAGACUUGAACACCGUGUUGCACAGCGUGCCGAACUACAAUUUAAGGGGAAGAAUCUUAUCCAAAAUGACACUGGUUUAUAACGGCUCUACUGUGCUCUGCCAUGAGCUACGUAUGACCGUAAAGUAAGUAAUCAUAUCACAGAUUACAGGCCAAUCUGCUUGCGACAUAUAUCGUAAUAUAACGCUUGAAACACCAGGAGUACGAGUAGAUUAAUGUGUUUGCAAUUCAUGCUUGUUAAAAUAAUAAUACAAAUAG
Molecule: messenger RNA, 698 nt
Organism: Cydia pomonella (codling moth)
Lineage: Eukaryota; Metazoa; Arthropoda; Insecta; Lepidoptera; Tortricidae
Exons: 4
Coding region: 39-569 (176 amino acids)
Source: RefSeq, a predicted model, not a curated record